AUGAUUUAAUUGGGCAUAAAUCAAACUCAUAUCAAAAGAUAAUCAUCAAUGAUGCUACAAGAAAAGUCUAAACCAACUCAAUCAUUGGAUGAGAUGCGAAAAAUAGAGUAAUCUAGAACUAUCGAUAAUUUAAAUACCAAUACUAUUAGAAGCAGCUUCCAACGUAAAAAUAAAUCGAGCGACGUAACUGAUGUCAUGAUUGAAACCUUUUCAUUUUAAUAACCCAAUCAUUGUCAAACUAAUAAAAACAGUGUAACACUUAUUCCUCAAUCGAAUAAUAUCUCAUUUGGGGAGGGGCAGAGAUCAGAGAACAUAAUAGCCUAACACUAAGCAAGUUCAGGAUUAAAUAGUAACUAAACAACCAUUAACAAUACACUUAAUAUAAAUCAAAAUAACUAAUAUGGUAAUAAUCUUAGUGUUUCAAAUAUUCAGAAUGGAAUACAUCUUUAGACAGGUGGAAUGGCUGAUUAUAGCAAGUAGAAGUCUCUUCAAAGAGGUUAAGAUGAUUCAGCUCCUUCAAAUGAUGGAGGGGAUAAUCAAAGCAGUGCAAAUCCAUUGUCUCAAAAGAACCCUGGGAUUUCGACUCCUAGUUCUCAGCAUUAACAAAACCUUAUUAAGCAAUAAAAAAUCAAUUAAGUUGAGUAGCUAAAUCAAUUGAUGAAGUAAUAGAUAUUUUUGGAUGCGAACUACGACGACUAAUCUAGAAAAGAACCCUUAUUAUUCUCUCAUUAUUACUCAAACAAAAACUCAAGAGAAUAAAGCAUAAUAAAGCAGGCUACUUAGAUAGUAAAAACUCAAAACAAGAAGAUAAAAAAUCUGAUGAUUCUUCCAAUGAAAAAUGCAACCAAGGCAGUUGUACCAAGAGUAUAACCAGAUUUUGACUAUUAUUUGGAUGAGCACAGUACCUUUCCAAUGGAUGAUUAGAGUAUUCUAGCAAUAUCAUCUGACAAUAUCAAUAGUAAAAAGCCAUAAAAGCAUCGAAAGAAUGUUUAAAUGUCAAAAUCAAUAGCAUCUUCGCUAAAAGCAACACCUAAUAAGUACUCAAACUAUUUAUCUAAUAGGAAUUCUUAACGUUACAUAACAGUAAUAACUAAUGAGGACUCAUAAGAAAUCUAGAACGCUAAUGAAAAUAAUGCUGAUUAAGUUAUACAUCUAGGAGAGUCAUAGUUUAUUACAAAAGAUAACUAAAGCAAGCAAACUGGAUUUUAUCUCACUCAGCUAGGUAGUUCUGACAUAUUAGUUAAUAGUAAUAAAAAUUCUGGACCAGGAAUUAUGUAAUACUAGGAAACGUCAAAUAAACUUAGAAUAAAAAGAGACCUUAAUUAAUCGAGACCUAUGACUAAAGAGGUUAGAUCUAAUAGCCGGGAGUAGAUAUAAAAAUAUGAUAGUGAGAUAAGACCGAUGACCGUAUUCUCACAGCAACGUUUGAAAAGAAGAACUGUUUUGCUUAACAAGAAAGGAGGUUACCUUAGUCAAAAUCAGUAUUAAAUAAACCUGCUUCGAAAUAGUUCAAAUUCUAAUAGUUAAAAAUAGUAGCAGCAUUUCUAGGAUACUUAAGAAAUGCAAACUGGCAUAAAAUCUAUAAAUCACCUAAGAUUGUCGAAAUAGAGAUUUCUUCAAAUGAUCAAUCCAAGUAAUUAAUCCUUUGAAAAUCAUGAAUAAUAUUAAUAAACAUAAGGAAAAUAAUUUUCAGUAUCAGAAUCAUAAAUCGUUAUAAAAGAUAUAUCAUUGAAAACUCCAUUUAAAUCUAAAAAAUAAAGCAUGAAUGAAUCAUCUGUUACAAAUCAUAAUUCUAUGGCUUAUUCAGGAUAAUAAACUGUUAUUAAACUACGAUAAGAUCUACUGUUGAGCAAACCAAAACAUAAAAAACUGAAUAAAGGAAUUUAAACUCAUAGGAAUUCUUCCCCGAAAAAGAAUCCUUAAGAAAAUUAAACAUCUUAAUUUUACAAUAAUAAAUCAAGGACUGCUAAUCAAUCAAAAAAAGUUUCAAAUCUGAUUGAUUCUGAAAUACCCAAGACUUAGCAUCAAAAUGGUCACUUAUCAAAUUUGGAAAUGCUAACAACAGAUUCCAAUAACAAUGGUACAUCUGAUUAGGAAAAUUUUAACAGAUAAACAUAAAUGCAAUUAAAAAAUUAUAAUCCUUACAUUAAAAUGAACGAGCCCAAUUUUGUUUAGCGGAAAAUUUACUAUAAAAAGUUAGGUUAAAAUAACUUGCUUGAUGCAUUAUUGAAGUAAUAUCAAUAAAUGCCAUUAGUGGAGAUAGAAUAUUAGGAUCAUCAUGCAUCACUUAGCUUUUAAAACGAUAAGAACAAUGAUGAAAGGUUAUAAAGUUAGGAAAGCCAAAAAUCUCCAAAAAGAAGAUCAGCUUUUUAAGCAAGGCAUCAAAGUGAAAGUCGUGCAAAGAGUAUUGGUGGAAAUAUUCAUAUAUCUUCCGCUCAUAAAAACUCAAUGAUCAAUGUCAAUCAAGAUAAGUAAGGAAGUAUAAAUCCUAAGAAACUGAGCUACAUGAAGAAUUAUGGCACUAAUUUUUUCUUGAGAGAUAAGUGUAAUACAAGCAGUAGUCUUAAUAAUUCAAAAUUACUUAAUAACAACAUGAUAUCUAGUGGUAAGAAACGUAAUAUUGCAAGGAAUGGAGAUUAGAUGAGAGUUCUUAUGAAUUAAUAUAAAUAAAAUAUUACCUAGCAGGCUACCUAAUGA
Stylonychia lemnae is the source of this 2697-nucleotide messenger RNA. Lineage: Eukaryota; Ciliophora; Spirotrichea; Sporadotrichida; Oxytrichidae. The record is from the annotation of a GenBank genome assembly.